CAGUGCUGCAUCGACUGCACCUUCUAGCGUGUGUGCGCAUGAACGCUCGCUCGUAAAUGAGCAGUGUUAGCUACGCUCCUGACAGCCGUUCAGAUUGUGCUCGGACUAUUCACAAUCUGAAGAGUAAAUGGCCAAUCUGUCAUUUAAAGAGCGGCUGUCCUCUCUGUCUUUUCAGAAGAUGGGCGAGUCAUUGAGCAACUAAGAAGGCUAUUCCGCUUGGACGUGGGAGAGGAAAGCAAUAUAGCAGGAAAGGAAUACGUUGGUUAGCUAGCUAAUGUUAGCUUGCCAGUGCAAUGCAGGCCUUUGUAUGUGUCCCAGAUGAUGUGAGGCAACUCAGCGUGUAGGCACCACCAUGACUGAAGUUCAGGCCACGGUGGAGUUCUCAGUGGAGCUCCACAAGUUUUACAAUGUGGACCUGUUCCAAAGAGGGUUCUACCAGAUUCGUGCCAGUCUGAAGAUUCCACCUCGGGUGCCGCAUAAAAUUGAAGCCAGUCUUCUUCACCCAAGCGGCUCUGAUCUCGCAUUUCCCGCUUCAGUCCAAGACGAUGUCAUCUCCAGCAAAACCUUUCAGAUUCUGUACAAGAAUGAAGAGGUUGUCGUCAACGAUGUGCUCAUCUUUAAAGUCAUGUUGCUUCUGGAUGAGAAGAAGGUGGAGGAUUUUCUCUCUGAUUUGGAUUUCCAGCUCCUGUUAGAUUUGUAUUUCACUGAUGGUGAUUACACACCAGACGAGCCAAGCUCAUUACAGAAUAUCAGCAGCCGCACACUCCGUUUGCACUUUAGCCUUCAGCGAGGCAUCCACCAGCACAUUAACGUCAUGUUUGACUACUUCCACCUUUCGGUCAUGUCCGUCGCUAUUCACGCCUCCCUUGUGGCGCUACAUCAACCACUUAUCAGUUUUCCUCGGCCAGUGAAGACAACAUGGCUUAAUCGCAAUGCCCCGGCACAGAGCAAGGACUCAGUUAUCCCGCCUCUAGAGAACGUGGUGUUUGGCAGCAGUUAUGUCAAGCAGGUGUCAGCAGAUGGCAGGUCAUUCCUGGUAUCCGACCACUGUGUGCAGCAUGCCCUCACCCUCCACCAUAACAUGUGCUCCAGUCUCUUACUUGCCUACCAGGGCCUGUUUGACUACUUCACCAAUGUCACUAAGGACCUGCCAUCUUCCCAUCGUAUGGAAUUAGCCAAGCCCAGCAUGCAAGUCCUAUAUGAGCGAGUACUAAGAAGACCCUAUCCCCGAAGUCAAAGGCACGUCUACAUAGAAAAACAUGACUUGGAGGCCCGUCUCACUGAGUUAUGUGAACAAGUGAAGCAAAAAGCAGAGUCCCCUGAUGAGUUGGCAGAACUGGUUAACAUGAAUCUUGCCCAACUCUGCUCUCUGUUGAUGGCUCUCUGGGGACAGUUUCUCGAGAUUGUCUCCCUGCAGGAGCAAGUUGCUGCUCUUCUCGCUGUGGAGCACCACACACUAAGAGUGAGGAGAUUUGCAGAGGCCUUCUUCUGUCUCGAACAUCCAAGACAGUCUGCUUUGGCCUAUCAGGAGCUAUAUGCCCACAGUCACCAGCAGAUGACUAAUGCCAUCAAAAGUUCCAGCUACUUUCUUGCUCUGCCUCCACUUCCAGUGGAAUGUGCAGAUUUGGACGGCGACAUUAGCUCUCUUCCGAUCAUUUUUGAGGAUCGCUACCUAGAUAGUAUCACUGAAGAUCGCGACGGACCCUGGAUGGGCAUGCACAACACACGGUCAACGUCAGUGCCAAGUAAAUCAGAUAAAUCUAGUUCUAAGGACUGCGCUGCAGUGGCCAGUCUUCUACCAUCGGAUUCUCAAUGCACUUCUGCAACUAAAACCUGGUCUGACAGCUUUGAGCCACCUCCAAAAUCCAAAGGAAAAUCUGUCAAACUGAAGAAGAAUUCAAAGAUUGAGAAUCCAAAGAAGCUAAUUAGACAUGGCUCCAAGGACUCAGUGAUUCUGGUGGGUUAUAAGAAUCUCAAAGCUCCUUUUGCUGACCCUAACGCCAAGCAUAAGGAAGGGGGUGCUCCCCUGAACUCAGCGGAGGACCAAGAUGCCUUGCAAGUGGACUCGAUUAGUUGUUUAAGGACUAAUGAUGAUUCCGUCUCUGACCCCGGUGCCUCGUUGUCACAUUUUGUUAAGACUGUGGUUGAGUCCGUCUCUGAUGACAAUAGAACUUAUACUGCUGCUUGUCAUCAGACAGACACCGGAACUGGCGCUAUGUGCCAACAACCUCCUAACAAAGACGACCAAGUCGAUCGUAGUAACCAAAAGCCGCUGCAGUGGUCUGCUGGACCUAAGCAAAUUGAUGUUAAACCAAGUCUCAAAAAUGAAGGUGGAAAAGUUACAGUUAUUACGCCGUGUCGGACCGAUGGUGCUAAUAACAGCAAUAUUCCAGAGAUUACCCAGACAGAAUGUUACUCUAGCCAGUCUGUGGUGGAGACAACACAACAUUGCCAGCAUCCCUGUCUGGUCUCGGUACAAGUAAAGAGUGAUUGUAUCAGGCUGCCCGAUGGAGCAGCCCCGAGUGCCUCUUCCCGCCUCUCAGACUCUGGCAUUGAGAGUGAGCCCAGCUCUUUUGCAGCUCAUCUUGUUUCAGGGUCUCAGGGACUCAGUGUGGUUGACUCAACAAUGGCUGGCCCCCAGCCAGAGAAGACGACAGUGAGUUCUGCUCUCAGGCCUGCGCAGCCAAGCGAAGUGCAACAGCGCUCUGAGGCAGCAGAGUCUCUUCAGCCAGAAGAUAGCCGUGCUGCCAGAGGGGUUCAGUCAUCGCUCACUUCUAUCAAUUCCUUGCCUUCAGACGAUGAAGGUGAAUAUUCAAGUGGAGCUGACGUAUUUUGCAGAAGGUCUAGUAUUGUGGUACAGGAGCAGAGUGUUGUGUUUUCUGGGGAGCACACAAACAAACCCGCCGUUGAUGCGGCCUGUCCCUCAGAUUCCGCAACAGUAGAUUCCCAGCUACUAAAAUCUACCUGUGAUUUUGAAAUAGACCCCAACCUUAUUGGGAGUCCUGAGGGCAGACUGGAGGAGGAAUCUGGUCUCGAGGCCUUCAAAGAGUCUCGGAGUGAACCCCAAACUGCAUGCCACUCAAGUAACUCCGCCACUAGUAGCACUGACCUGGUAAAACGUGGCAUGGUAGAGAAUUAUUUUGGCUCAACUUCCAGCACAGAUGUAUCUGAGAUAAGCCCUAUAGAAACCUCCGCUAUCACUCUGGGAAUCCAAACAGGUCCUCAAGUUGAGGAGGAUGAAGAUGAAGGUGAGCACGAAAUGAUCGAGAACGGCUACUACGAGGAAGGAGAUGCCUAUGCCUUUGUCAAUGGGGUUGCCGAUGAGGAGCAAACUGGUGCUGGUAGCGCAGCUGCUCAGGACACGCAAGUUCUGUUCGAACAGCUCGUCAUCGGCCACACGCACGAAAAGCAGGAUUCCUCAAAAGCUCCUGACUGCUCCAACGUCGCCUCUGGUAGCACUGGGCAGAGGGCACGGAGACAUCAUCCUUCUUUCUCCAUGUCUUGUAAUCUCAAGUGGUAUGAAUGUGUACCUGCACCGCAGAUGAAGGAAUUCAUCAAGGCCAAGGAAGAAAUGAAGCAAUUGAAGCUUCCGGGCAUCUUGUACAGCGAAGUUCCAGAGCUGGCGUCCACAGUACCCUACUUCAGCUUGGAGGAAGAUGAAAGCUGCGACGAGGGCAUUCAUCUUAUUGUUUGCGUGCAUGGCCUGGACGGCAAUAGUGCAGACCUGAGACUAGUGAAGACUUAUCUGGAGCUCGGGCUCCCCGGUGCUCGUAUAGACUUCCUUAUGUCCGAGAGAAACCAGAAUGACACCUUCGCAGACUUUGAGUCAAUGACAGACAGGCUGUUGGAUGAAAUAAUUCAGUAUAUUCAGCUUUACAACCUUACUCUUUCAAAAAUAAGUUUUGUGGGUCACUCGCUGGGGAAUUUGAUAGUUCGCUCUGUACUGACCAGGCCCAGGUUCAAAUGUUACCUGAGUAGGUUACACACCUUCCUUUCACUCUCUGGUCCUCAUUUGGGCACACUGUACAACAGUUCAGCAUUGGUCAACACUGGCCUUUGGUUCAUGCAGAAGUGGAAGAAGUCUGGGUCAUUGCUGCAGCUGACUUGCCGUGACCAUUCAGAUCCUCGACAGACUUUUCUCUAUAAGCUCAGCAAGAAAUCUGGUUUGUGGUGCCAUUUUUGCCUUUUUUGCUUUUUAGCUACAAGUACCUCUAAUGAUGUUUUGUCUGCAGGUCUGCAGUUCUUCAAGAAUGUGGUUCUGGUGGGUUCACUGCAGGAUCGCUACGUUCCCUAUCAUUCUGCUCGGAUAGAGAUGUGCAAAACGGCAUUAAAAGAUAAACAAACCGGUCCCGUGUAUGCUGAGAUGAUUGAAAAUCUGCUGCUGCCAGUACUUCAGAACAAAGACUGCAACCUCGUCCGAUAUGAUGUCAUCCACGCGCUUCCCAACACAGCCAAUUCUCUCAUCGGUCGGGCUGCCCACAUCGCUGUUCUCGAUUCAGAGAUCUUCCUGGAGAAGUUCUUCCUCGUUGCCGCUCUCAAGUUCUUUCAGUAGAACUGCAUGAGGGAAAAGAGAAUGUGGAGCUAAUAGCUCACUUCAUUUGAAUUUUACUCCAGUGACCAUUGUUGGACUACUUAUAUAUACUUUUUAAUGAACCAAGUCAUGCAUCCUAAUUAUUUUUUCUCUCUCUGUUCACAGUAAUAAUGGAGUUUGGUUUUAUUUUUCUACUGCCAAUCAUGUGUUUGCAACAUUUCUGCCAAGUUUUCAUUAUUCUGUUCAUUGUUAUUUAUGUAUGUUCCUAUACAACUGUAUAUUUGAUUCAUUUUAGCUGUUGAAAUGAAACUAGAGCUGCUACAUUGUUAAAAUGGAAAGUCUGCACAUAGUCCCCAUUUGAAAACCAGUUUUUAGAGACCUUGCAUUCAUUUGCACCACAACUACAUUUUACAAGCUUUUGUACAGAAAAGUCAUUUGUACAGGUUGCUUUUGUAUUGACUAUUUUCCAUCCUUUUUUAAAAGAAAUGUUUGGAUUUGAAACAGCAAUGUUAUGCUCAGACUUUGAAGCUUUUCAUUUGUUUUUAAUUCUUUAUGCAGCAUUGUGCACAUUUGCCAACACGGUGUUGGAGAAAAUAAAACUAAAGCAUAACAUUUUCUCACAGGGAGCUUAAGCAAUGCUCAUUGUUGAACAAAAGCACAUUUGAUUUAUGUCACCUGUUUAUUGAGAACGUAUUGCCAGUGUUUGGUUGGUGACAUUGGGUGAUUGUGUCAACUGGAAAGCAUUGUUUGGACUAAAACGUGUUUUAUUGGUAAAUGUUUAUAUUAUUGUACCAUUACAAUUGACUCUAUAAAACUUAAUUUCUGAUUUAACAUUA
Messenger RNA from Syngnathus acus (greater pipefish), 5367 nucleotides. It is a transcript of the gene fam135a, whose product is annotated as family with sequence similarity 135 member A. The transcript is spliced from 20 exons. Bases 353 to 4552 code for a protein of 1399 amino acids. The record is from RefSeq and is a predicted model, not a curated record. NCBI's taxonomy places the organism in Eukaryota, Metazoa, Chordata, Actinopteri, Syngnathiformes, Syngnathidae.